AUGAAAGGUAGCCACUGCCUCAGAAUAUUGACCCCUUACAGCACAACAACUGGACAACCUGUUACUGUCGAUAUAAGCUUCGCUGAGAACGCUUGCGCUGGAUAUGGAGCUAAUGUUGGUCUGGCGAACAUUAAGGAUGCCGGGGCACUUGCAGAAGCGAAAUUACUUGAGCUAAGAUCCGACUUAGUCUAUGUUUCAGCACAAUACAGUCAGAGUGCAAAAGUUUGGAGAUGGCAAGACAAUUCGAUUGUGGACUUCAAUUGGGGAACAGGCGAGCCGACCAAUGGGCGUAACUGUGUGGCGUACAAGCCAUCUCAGAAUUACACGUUCUUUACAGAGUCGUGCAACACCGUUGGGGACUUUGUUUGCCAGGUGUAUCUGCCUUAA
This is a messenger RNA of Dreissena polymorpha, 387 nucleotides long. RefSeq names its product C-type lectin BfL-2-like. The transcript has a single exon. The record is from RefSeq and is a predicted model, not a curated record. Lineage: Eukaryota; Metazoa; Mollusca; Bivalvia; Myida; Dreissenidae. Bases 1 to 387 code for a protein of 128 amino acids.